Messenger RNA from Dermacentor andersoni, 1275 nucleotides. RefSeq names its product neprilysin-1-like. Lineage: Eukaryota; Metazoa; Arthropoda; Arachnida; Ixodida; Ixodidae. Gene Ontology annotation, biological process: proteolysis. The record is from RefSeq and is a predicted model, not a curated record.
AUGGAACGCGAUGGGUUUGAAACUGGUCACUCGUUCCUUGCAGGGAUCAUAGAGAACAUAACAGACUUUGCUGAACCUCGUAGUGUGAAAAAAAUGGCGGCAACUAUGUACCAGGUAUGCAUGUGCAAAUAUUUCACAGAAGAGCAGCUAAUCCCGAUGGUUAAAGAUAUUCUUGCUCGUAUGGGAUUUCCUACAUGGCCUGUCAUGAGACCAUCUGAGCUUCCUUAUGGAAACUACUCACAUUUGCUCACGAGAACAUCGUUGUGGCCAUUUUUUUUCUUUGACGUGGCUCAAGACCUGAACGAAACAGACCGGUUUAUUAUCGAGCUGGAUGAGAUGUCAUAUCCUAUUUUAGGCAGAGAGCAGCUCCUUAAUCCAUCGGCGACAGACUACAACAAAGCCAUUGUACAGGCGUAUUUAUUUCUUAUCGCCACAGCUGUAAAGGCUCUAAAUCCAAAUGCUACUGAAUACGACGCUAUGAUUGUUGCUGAAAGAAUCUUCGUGUUUGAGGCACGGCUUGCUUCGAUGACAUCAGAUCCUAACGACAGACAAGACAUUAAAGCUUUUUACGAAAAGAUGACUAUCGAUGAACUGGAGAAAGAAGUGCCGAACAUUCCAGUCCUACAAAGCCUAAACAGGGUGUUUUCGCUAGCGAACAUUACGCUAAACAGGACUGAGCAAGUCGCAAUGUUCGGGAUGUCCUACUUCAAGAAGGCCAAUGAUUUCUUCAAGUGCAUAUACGACCUUUCAGAUAUGUACAAUUUUGCAGCGUGGAGACGCAUCUUCAAGCUGGUAUUGGUGACGUCGGAACAGUUCGCAAAAUCUUGGCAGAACCUAUUGAAAAUCGCGUAUGGAGUGCAAAAAGAAAAGCCAGAUUGGCAGGUUUGCCUUGAAGAAGUCGCUCAAGCGAUGCCUUUCGUGAUUGGCCGAAUGUACAUCGAGAAGAACUUCAACGUUACAGCCAAAGAGGACGUGGAAAUGAUGAUAGAAAAUAUAACGACGACCUUCAGAGAUUCGCUUUCCACAAGAGAGUGGUUGACCGGCAGCACAAAGGAAACAGCUCUGAAGAAGUUGAACAAUAUGACCAAAAAGAUCGGAUUUCCUCCAUGGAUUCUAAAUGACACCGUUAUGGAAAACCGCUUUCGAUACGUUCGACCUUUCAACAUCAGCGUCCCACUUUUUAUAAUUAUAUUAUCAUUCCAAGACAAUGCUGCCAUUAGGACGCUGCUCUUACUUCGGAGGAAGCCAGAUAAGAAAAACAGGCUUUCUCAUUAG